ACUGAGAUAGUGAACACAGAAUAGGAUUUGGUUUGAAAAGGUAUGGGGAUGAGUGUAAUUUUUGAAUUUUAUAAUGCAGGUAAGAAAUUCAUUUCUCUGAUUUACUAAAACUCCUAAAAAGUAAUAAUGACUUAUUUCCCUCAUCCAAAGGAAUCUUUUUAGUGACUUUGGUGUUUCUCUUUCCCAGGUCAUGAGUCUUAAUUGUUCCAUGUGGCAGGACAACAGCAUGUCUGUCAAACACUUUGCAUUUGCCAAAUUCUCUGAGGCCACUGAACAGUGUUUCCUUCUAUUUUCCCUCAUCCUACUCAUGUUCUUAGCAUCACUGACAGGCAAUGCUCUCAUAGCCCUUGCUAUCUGGACCAACCCAGUCCUCCACACCCCCAUGUACUUUUUCCUGGCCAACUUGUCUCUCCUGGAGAUCGGCUACACUUGCUCAGUCAUACCCAAGAUGCUGCAGAGCCUGGUGAGCGGGGCCCGAGGAAUCUCUCGGGAGGGUUGUGCCACACAGAUGUUUUUCUUUACAUUGUUUGCUAUCAGUGAAUGCUGCCUUUUGGCAGCCAUGGCAUUUGACCGCUACAUGGCCAUAUGCUCCCCAUUGCACUAUGCAACACGAAUGAAUCGUGGAGUGUGUGCCCACUUGGCAAUAGUUUCUUGGGGAGUAGGAUGCAUGGUGGGCCUGGGGCAGACAAACUAUAUUUUCUCCUUGGACUUCUGUGGCCCCUGUGAAAUAGACCACUUCUUCUGUGACCUCCCACCUAUCCUGGCACUCGCCUGUGGGGACACAUCUUAUAAUGAAGCUGCAGUCUUUGUCGUGGCAAUCCUUUGCAUUUCCAGCCCAUUUUUACUGAUCAUUGCUUCCUAUGGCAGAAUUCUAGCUGCAGUGCUGGUCAUGCCCUCACCUGAAGGCCGCCGUAAAGCUCUCUCCACCUGUUCUUCCCACCUGCUUGUAGUAACACUCUUCUACGGCUCAGGAUCUGUCACCUACUUGAGGCCCAAGGCUAGCCAUUCACCAGGAACAGAUAAACUCCUAGCUCUCUUCUACACAGUGGUGACAUCCAUGCUGAACCCCAUCAUCUACAGCUUACGGAACAAGGAAGUUAAGGCAGCUCUCCAGAGAACCGUGGCAAGAAAAAAAUUUUGACCCAUAGUUAGGUACCAGAGGACUUUGAAAAUUUGCUUCCUGGAAAAGAUGUACAAAUAGCCUAAAAGUUAACAAACAAACAAAAAGCUGUGUACUCGCCCACAUGUCUUGUAAGGAGCUUCUUUAGUUACAGUGAUGGUAAUUUUUGAGUCAUCUCUGUACUUAGAGUAUAAAAUUACCAGUUUACACCUCAGAAGCCUGGCAAAUUCUUACUCUACACUCUUAGGCAUUUUCUAGCCCCUGACGGGCCUAUCUGACUUUUGCUUUGGUCACAAGGGGGUGUGUUCUUAAAGGUGCCUGUCCCCUAUGAUUCUUAAUUACCUAGUAAUUCUAGAAAGUUUAUUAUUUCCUUUCAUAAGAAUGUCUUAAAAUUCAACUUUAAUUAUUGGUACAUAAUUACAAAUAAUUAUUUUUGUGAUUUGAGUGUAACUAUAAAAUAUGUAAACAUUUAAAUAAAAGCACCUUCUUAAGUUUCAGAAGCAUUUGUUACAGAAUAUUAAAAGAAAAAUAUGGGCAAUAUUUACUGAGAGUUCUCAUGGUAAAAUGUUUUUAAAAAGAGAAAUAGUAUUAAAAUGCAAAGAUGGAGAAAGAAAAUGGAACUAAAAUUAAUAUAAACUUUUAAAAAUGUAAUUUAAAAAUGUAUAUAUGUGCAGAUGGAUCCUGAUGCAAUAGAUUUGGAGAUCAUCCAAAAACUUGCUCUUCAGAGGACUGAACAUGGUUAUAGCACAAUUCAGUAGCUCUAGGCACCUACAGAGGCAUUGCCUUGGAUUUAAACGUCUAGUUCUCAGAAAGGGGCUCUGUUAACAUUUGAUCUAUGAGGAAUUAACAACUACUCAUAUAAUAGUUGUAAUAGAAGAAACAGUGGAGAAUUGUGAUACUUCCAUGAUCUUGCUUAAGGUUAUCUGCCAAAUAGAGAGAUGUAAUCUUCUCUCAGAAUGUGGUUUUUCUACUAUUGGGGAAUAAUGGUGAUGCUCACUAAUGACCAAGGUGUAUGUUUUGCUGGAUAUUCCAAUUUUAUGAAAACCUGACUUAUUAAUGUAAAUGUAAAACUGUGGUUUUUAUUUAUACUGUGUGUAUAGUAAUUGACAAUGUAAAUAAUCUGAACAGGCAAGAAUAACUGACCAGUUAACACAGACUACAAUUAAAAACAGAAAUUAUAUUUAGUUAUUAGAUAAUUUAUAAGUAUGUUUAUAAGCUUAGAAAGAAAUGUAAAUGUGAUUUAUUAAGUGAUGGAGCAUGUUUUAAUAAUUGUAUAGUAUGACCUCUUGUUUUUGCAAGAACUUUAUAUAUAAAUUUGAGUGGAUCCAAAUGAUAUGUCAACAGUAGUUUCUUUAGGCAGUUAUAUUACUGGUAAA
Messenger RNA from Chlorocebus sabaeus (green monkey), 2496 nucleotides. RefSeq names its product olfactory receptor 10C1-like. Gene Ontology annotation, cellular component: membrane. Gene Ontology annotation, biological process: G protein-coupled receptor signaling pathway. Lineage: Eukaryota; Metazoa; Chordata; Mammalia; Primates; Cercopithecidae. Gene Ontology annotation, molecular function: olfactory receptor activity; G protein-coupled receptor activity. The record is from RefSeq and is a predicted model, not a curated record.